CUUCUUCUAGGGCCUUCUUCUUCUCCCUUCCAUUCUCUCUCCAAACCCUACCCUGCUCUCCCCGGAAAUUCAUCUCCGAUCAUCGUUUGAACCGAUCGGCGGUUGAGAAAAUGCAGCAUCAGAGGCUGAAGCAACAGCAGCAGCAAGCCUUGAUGCAACAAGCUCUUCUCCAACAACAGCCCCUCUAUCAUCCUGGCCUCAUAGCUGCUCCUCCGAUUGAGCCUAUUCCAAGUGGAAAUCUGCCUCCUGGAUUUGAUCCAAGCACAUGUCGUAGUGUGUAUGUUGGGAAUAUUCAUCCCCAGGUGACCGAACCACUUCUGCAGGAAGUUUUCUCUAGUACUGGUUUGGUUGAAGGCUGUAAGCUUAUUCGAAAGGAAAAGUCAUCCUAUGGUUUUGUUCAUUAUUAUGAUCGUAGAUUUGCUACCUUGGCUAUAUUAUCACUUAAUGGAAGGCAUCUAUUUGGUCAACCUAUUAAAGUGAACUGGGCAUAUGCCAGCAAUCAGAGAGAGGAUACUUCAAGUCAUUUCAAUAUAUUUGUCGGUGACCUAAGCCCUGAAGUUACUGAUGCCAUGUUAUUUGCCUGCUUCUCGGUUUACCCUAGUUGUUCUGAUGCAAGGGUCAUGUGGGAUCAGAAGACUGGGCGCUCUAGGGGUUUUGGAUUUGUUUCUUUCCGAAACCAACAGGAUGCUCAAAGUGCCAUUAAUGAUGUAACAGGAAAAUGGCUUGGCAGCAGACAGAUACGUUGUAACUGGGCUACAAAAGGUGCUACUUCCAAUGAUGAUAAACAGAGUUCUGAUGCAAGAAGUGUUGUGGAACUAACAAAUGGUUCAUCAGAUGAUGGUAAAGAAGCAACAAACAGUGAAGCCCCUGAGAAUAACCCACAAUACACCACCGUGUAUGUGGGCAAUCUUGCUCCUGAGGUAACACAACUUGACCUUCAUCGCCACUUCCAUACCCUUGGUGCUGGAGCGAUCGAGGAGGUUCGUGUCCAGCGUGAUAAAGGAUUUGGUUUUGUAAGAUACAGCACCCAUGCUGAAGCUGCAUUGGCUAUUCAGAUGGGAAAUUCUCCAUCACUUCUUUGCGGAAAACAAAUUAAGUGCUCAUGGGGCAGCAAACCAACGCCACCCGGAACAGCUUCAAACCCCCUGCCACCACCAGCACCUGCACCUCUGCCGGGCCUAUCAGCCACUGAUCUUUUGGCAUACGAGAGGCAACUUGCCAUGAGCAAGAUGGGAGGCGUUCACGCCCUCAUGCACCCUCAGGGUCAACAUCCUAUGAAGCAAGUGUCAAUGGGUAUGGGUGCUGCAGGAGCAAGCCAGGCUGCUGCCAUAUACGACGGUGGGUUCCAGAGUGUCGCUGCUGCACAGCAGCUCAUGUACUAUCAGUGAGAUAGAUUCAAGGAAUUGGUGUUAUCCUUAAAUUGAAUCUCUGUUACUAUAUCUAGUUUUGUUUAAUUAUUGAGUCUUUUUUUUUCUUUUUCUUUUUUUUUACUCUUUAUUUGGAGAAGGGGUGCCUACUCAUAGGGUGAUUGCCACAUGUAUCAAUACGUAUGAUGUAUGUUUGUUCCAGUCUCUGCUUUUGUAGGUGUAAUGACUAUCAUUACUGAGAGAAGUUGCAUUUGCUAGCUAUUACUGCUUCACAAGUUUUGCUGAAACGUUUUAGUUAUUUUAGAUAAUUUGCCUUGUGCA
Molecule: messenger RNA, 1688 nt
Organism: Ipomoea triloba (trilobed morning glory)
Lineage: Eukaryota; Viridiplantae; Streptophyta; Magnoliopsida; Solanales; Convolvulaceae
Product: oligouridylate-binding protein 1B-like
Exons: 12
Coding region: 111-1388 (425 amino acids)
Molecular function (GO): mRNA binding
Source: RefSeq, a predicted model, not a curated record